AUGAGUGACUCCGCAUCUGGUGUGUGCUCAUCGGAUUCACCAUCGACAUCACCUCAUGCAACACAUGCUGUUAUGUCAACCUUGACCUCAACCGAUGCAAAUGUGCUCAACAUGACGAAUUUCUAUGAGAGAACUCGUGAAGCGAUAAUGCGAAUACAAGCCGCUCAGCAAUUCGAAAUGAUGUCUCAGAUGCACAUGCUUGGCUUUAUUGGUAUGACGCAAAACUUAUCUCCUGAUAUACAUCGGGUCCUGCUCGAGAAUCAAUUGGCGGUGGCGAAUCCGUUUUUUGGAGGGGCCUUCUGGAACGUCCAAGCUCCGCCACCUUACACUUUGCCCCAUUUUCGAGCACCGCCUAAGCCCGACAGCGAGAUUUCAACUGAAGCUCGCUCUCGUGAUGAGCAACCGCUCGAUUUGAGCAGAAAAUCGGGAUUGGAAGCGAUUAUCGAUAUUGAAAGCGCAACGUAUAGUCAGAAGCAGCGAAAACAAAGUCAGCACCAUCAACCAUCAUUACAGCCCAUUGAAAAAGAGGCAACUGGACAAGAAGGAAUAAUGAGGAACGGGUACGGUAUGAAACGCAAUUACAGUCAAAUUGACUUAACGGCAGCUGUUAAUGAUAUACGGUGCGGACGACUGGGUACCCGGCGAGCUUCUGUGGUCUACGGCAUUCCUCGCUCAACACUCAGGAACAAAAUUUAUAAGCUGGAAGCCGCCGAAGAGCAAGCUGGUCAGGCACCGAUCAACAAGAGGAGGCGGCCUGGUGGUCAAAGCAGUGCCGAAAAGAAGUUAGCAGAGCAAGUGGAACGGCAGAAAAAAACAUCAACUCCGAUCACUGAUAAUUCGUCGAUCUCGCCAAGCAGUGAAGGGACUGAAGAAGAGAAGGCGGACGGUGCAGAAACUCGCUUGGAUAGUGAGUGGACAACGAACUUGUGGCAGAGUCUAUUCAGUCAAAGCAAAGCAAGUAUUGCGACUGAUAUUAUGAAGUCAGAGUCGAAGGACGAGUGUAAGAAGGAAGACCUGUCCGAAUGGAAGAAAAGUCGACCCAAACGGGGUCAGUACAGAAAAUACGAUAAAAACGCUCUCGACGAGGCUGUUCGGAGCGUUCGUCGUGGCGAAAUGAGUGUUCACAGAGCUGGGAGUUAUUAUGGCGUACCACACUCCACCCUUGAAUAUAAGGUGAAAGAAAGAAACUUAUUGCGCAAGAAGAAGGACUUGCCUAUGGUGAAGGAGAUUUCCUUGAUGCAGGAACCAAUAACGUCUUUGGAUAUCUCAGAAGAGUCCGCAAGUCCAGUGAUCACAGUAUAG
This is a messenger RNA of Angiostrongylus costaricensis, 1302 nucleotides long. Lineage: Eukaryota; Metazoa; Nematoda; Chromadorea; Rhabditida; Metastrongylidae. The record is from the annotation of a GenBank genome assembly.